Molecule: messenger RNA, 1390 nt
Organism: Lycium ferocissimum
Lineage: Eukaryota; Viridiplantae; Streptophyta; Magnoliopsida; Solanales; Solanaceae
Exons: 9
Coding region: 145-1134 (329 amino acids)
Source: RefSeq, a predicted model, not a curated record
CCUUGUGGACACACUAUUUUCCUAACAAAACUAUAACAAUAAUAAUUCCACAAACACAAAACAGAUGGGGGUUUUGUAAAAGAAAAUUAAAAACAUCAAUAAUAUAAUAGUACUAGUACUAUAGAAAUACUAAAGUUUUAAAAAAUGCCUAGUGAAUUCGAUCUUCCCGAGGAAGUGUUGGAAGUACUGCCGUCAGAUCCAUUCGAACAACUCGAUGUAGCGCGUAAGAUCACGUCCAUUGCUCUCUCCACGCGCAUCUCCGCCUUGGAAUCUGAAGCCGACGCGCUCCGCCGCCAGCUGUCGGAGAGGGAUGACAUCAUCAACGACCUUAACUCACAACUCGACUCCCUCGACUCCUCACUCUCCGACGCCUCCGAUAGACUUACACGCGCCGAGCAAGACAAGGUCCGACCCGACCCGUUUUGCAUUCUUUCUUCUUUGACCAGGGGGCUUAAUCGUGACCUUACUAAGUUGGAAGCCUUCAGAAAGACACUUAUGAGAUCGCUUAAUGAGGAAGAAGACAACCCGGCUGGAGCUCCAGAUUUUGCUAAAAAUGGACAACACCAAUCAGACGAAGAUUCUUCCUUGCCACCUGCAAAACCUCCGCAUCGGAGCCAGUCAAGAGAGAGUGGAUAUUCACAUUCAGAGGAUACCGAGUCAGAAACUUCUAGGCCUCGCAUAUCAGCAGGCCUGUUGUUAGCAUCACAGACUAGCACCCCCCGUCUUACUCCUCCUGGUUCCCCUCCAAGUCUUUCAGCAUCUGUGUCUCCUUCAAGGUCGCCAAGACCACUAUCUCCAAGGAGACAUUCUGUUUCAUUCUCAACAGCAAGAGGCAUGUAUGAUGACAGAUCUUCAGUAUUUUCUACAUCCUCUGGUCAGCAUGGCUCGAUGUCAGGCCUUGAAACUGGAUCACAAACUGCACGAACUCGAGUGGAUGGGAAAGAGUUCUUCCGCCAAGUCAGGAGUCGGCUAUCGUAUGAGCAGUUUGGUGGUUUUCUAGCAAAUGUCAAGGAAUUAAACGCGCACAAGCAGACAAAAGAGGAAACUUUGCGGAAAGCAGCUGAAAUUUUUGGUGAAGAAAACAAGGACCUUUAUACCAUCUUUGAAGGGUUGAUAAGUCGUAAUGCCCAAUAAAAUGUCCAAAGCUUGAACGUAAUCAUCCUACAAUUGGAACAUGUUACAUGUAUUUUUACUGUAAAGUGACUGAAUAAACUAAAUGUACCAAAAGUUUGUAAUUAUUGUUUCUCUACAUUGGGGCUUCUUCUUUUGUAACCCCGACGUAUUGUAUUUUAUAGCUUCACCAGCAAAAAAGGAAUUCCAUGUACAUUUUAUUCAAUUCAAAUAUUUUGAGUUUUGAAAAUAUGAGUAGUGGUCAAUUGUGACCUUUGUG